GCUGCAAUCCGCGCCGCGGUAGUGCAUGCACACGCUUUCGCGUUGGUGCAUUAUCGGCUACCGUCUGGACUACCAUUUUGCGGGAGGUGCGGAAGAUCGUGGAAAAUCGACGCGAGUGCGGGAGGGUCUCUUUGUUGAAGUGUACGCGCGCCUCUGACGGCUCUGACGCACGGUGUCCUCGAGAUCCGGACACGGUCAAGUGCGCGACGGAUGGAUGAAUCCGGCGACAGUCCUGCGCCUUGGUGUCUUCCGCAUGUUCUUUCGGAUGUUACUUAUUAUUUCUAAUAUUCUGGGAGAGAGUUCAGCUCCGUAGAUGUUACUUGAGGAAUGUAAUCGUGGGUACCGAACGUAACAGCGAUUCCCAAGAUGAUUCCAUCCGAUUGCGUUCUGGACAUAUCCAACGUGUUUCAUUCCACUUCGGUGGUGAUCGAAGGUACCUGCCUCAACAAAUCCGAACCUACGGCGGUGCUUAGAGAUGUAUCAGCCCGCGUUCACGGCGGGGAGGUCUUGGCUAUUCUAGGGUCGAAGGGCUCCGGCAAACGAGCGCUCCUCGAUGUUAUCGCUGGGAGGGCGGAGGGCGAGACGAGGGGUCGGGUCACCCUGAACGGCAACCUGCUGACGCCGGAGCUGUUCCGGCGUCACGGCGGCUACGUGGCUCACAGGUGUCACCUGCUGCCGAGUCUGACGGUCCGUCAGACCCUGAUGUACGCCACGUGGCUCGGCAAUCUAAACAAUCGCGAGGCCCGGGUGCGGCAGACCCUCGCCGACCUGGCGCUCUCGCAGGUCGCCAAUCGGUCGGUGAACGACCUCACCAGGCCGGAGUAUCGGCGGCUGAUGCUGGGCGUGCAGCUCGCCAAGGAUCCGACCCUGCUGCUGCUGGACGAGCCGACCUGGGACACCGAUCCUCUCAACACGUAUCUCAUUGUCUCGAUGCUGUGGUCCUACGCCACCAGACGCGGCUCCAUCGUCGUCCUUACCAUGGAGACCCCCAGGUCCGACGUGCUGCCGUUCGUCAGUCGCGUGACGUUGCUGUGUCUAGGUGCGGUGGUCUACUCGGGACCCACCAGAAGCAUGCUGGAUUAUUUCACCUACAUCGGCUUCCCGUGUCCGGAACUGGAGAACCCCUUGAUGUACUACCUAUGCUUGUCGACCGUCGAUCGCCGCUCCAGAGAUCGCUUUUUAGAGUCCAAUCAGCAGAUAUCGGUCUUGGUCGAGAAGUUCAAGGUGGAUGGAGUGCUUUACAUGAAAGAAGGGCCGCAAGUGCCGCACAGCAUGAAAGAUACUGCCCUCGGUAUCAUGCAUAAGGGUUUGGGACGCGGAAUCAAGCCCGGAUGCUUCUCGACUCUUCUGGCACUAUAUUUACGAAGUAUGGCGACUACGUUCUCAUUCAAUAAGAUCGGCCUGGGACACUUUGCCGCUCGCCUGCUGUUACUGCCAUUUGUCGUUGCUCUAAUGAGUAUACUGUACUCGCAUUCAAGUCCCGUACAAUCAAGAAUCUUCUUGCAAACCGGUGGCUUGAUCUUCAACGUCUUGACGUUGUUUUACGUUGCCGGGAUAGCUGCGACGUCGCUUUUGUUUCCAGGUUUCCGCGCAAGGUAUUACCAAGAAAAGCGAGAGGGUCUUUACGGUGGCGCGAUGUUUUUGACCGCGUAUACCAUGCUGAGUCUUCCGCUGAGUUUCAUAUCGACGCUGAUAACGAUUACAAUCCUGAUUCCCAUUCUGGAGCUAGAUCUCACCUCGUGGGCGUACGCUUCCGGUAUUCUAUGGUCCAGUUACGUGGCGGCGGAGCAAGUGACGGUAGCCGUGCUGAUGGUGGUCGGUAGGCCCGUAAUCGGUGCCAUCACGGUACUGUACAUGACCCUGUUGUCCCUUGUGGUCGCGUCGGGCGCGAUUCGUAGCCUGAAAAACUUGCCCUAUUGGUUAGCGAUGGCGACGACCGCGUUACCAACCAGAUACGCAUCUCUGGCGCUGAAUCAGCUGGUCAUCGACACCCCCCUCCUGUCCAAUCUGCCCUACAACGAGAGCUUUACUUGUCCUGGCAUACCCGAGCUUUGUAGGUACCCUGAUGGCAAGACUUACCUGAUAGAACGCCUUACCAGAGAGGGCGAGAACAUUUCCGAGGUGUUAAACGUGGACUUGAAUCUGCUAAUCUCUCUAGCGUUCGCCGUCGGUCUUAUUAUAUUGAACAGCGUCUUAUAUCUAUUGCCACUACCCGCUAAAGUGAAGGCAAAAUUCAGAGAAUAAUGAAUUGUUAAAUCCACAUUUAAUGUGUGUGUGUGAUCGUCACAUUUAACGAAAUUCAAAUAUUCGAAUUUGAUGCCGACUGAAUGGUGUACGUAUCACACUUAUUUAAUUUUGAACUUAAUUUUAU
Molecule: messenger RNA, 2371 nt
Organism: Temnothorax curvispinosus
Lineage: Eukaryota; Metazoa; Arthropoda; Insecta; Hymenoptera; Formicidae
Product: ATP-binding cassette sub-family G member 5
Exons: 6
Coding region: 367-2244 (625 amino acids)
Cellular component (GO): plasma membrane
Molecular function (GO): ATP hydrolysis activity; ABC-type transporter activity; ATP binding
Source: RefSeq, a predicted model, not a curated record